CUUUGGAACACUAAGUCACUUUGUUAAAAAUGUGCCAUAAAGAACGCUUUUUUCAUUAAGAACGGAACGGUAUCUGAGAUUCUUUUGUUAUCGGAAGAGUCAAAUCGAUGGUUUAAUUCUACAUUUUGUUUUUGAUGAUUCGGAUGUUAAUUUUUCCUUUUCGUCUGUGAUUACAAAUGAAAUGGGAUCUAAGGCUCUUGAAUACAAUUAUUUGAUGCAAAGUAUUCCAUUUAAUGCUCAAAAAUGGGAUCUCAAUGCCAAAGAAGACGCUCGAAUCAGCCGAUCGCUGACGUUGAAGGCCAAAAUCGCCUUGGCAGUAGCGAUCAUAUUAGCCAUUCUCAUCAUAACCGUGAUCGUUAUAUGCUUCGCCUUACCAUCUUCAACCCAAAAUGUGGUUGCCAGACGAAAGAUAUAUAUGUAUAAUAUGCCAGAUUAUAAUUCGAAUUCUAGACUGGGUAAAUUUGCUUCUGCUGCUAUUUCAACGGAUGCUGCUCCAUGUGCUGUCAUUGGAAGGGAUAUUUUGGCCAAAAAUGGUUCCGCUGUCGACGCGGCCAUUGCUGUUCUUUUAUGCAUGGGAGUUGUGAACCCCCAAAGCAUGGGUUUAGGAGGUGGAUUCCUGAUGUUGUUUUACAACAAAUCAGAAAGAAAAGCCUACUAUUUGGAUGCUCGAGAAACUGCUCCUGAAAGCGCAACUAGAGAUAUGUUCGAAGGAAAUGCUACGCUAGCCAAAAUGGGAGGUCUUUCGAUUGCUAUUCCUGGGGAAUUAGCAGGAUACUAUGUUGCUCAUGAGAAAUUCGGUAAUCUGCCUUGGGAGGAUCUUUUUCCUCCCACGAUCCGUUUAUGCAAGGAAGGUAUCGCUGUAAAUAAACAUCUUGCUAAAGCCUUGAAAAAAUACGAAAAGAAUAUCCAGAGCUUCGAAGCUAUUAGGAACGUAUUUGUGAAUAACAAGACUGGAAAGGUGUUUGAGGAACAUGAUAUAAUGAAAAGGCCUGACCUAGCAAAAACUUUGGAAACAAUUGCUAAUGAAAGUAUGAGUGCACUUUAUGGCCCUCGUACCAAGCUAUCCAAAGAGUUUCUUGCCGAUUUGAAAGCUGCAGGUAGCAUCAUCACUGAGAGAGAUAUGCUGAAAUACAGUCCAAAAUGGAGAACACCGAUAGAAGCCCAGUUGCGGGAUAACAUGACGCUGUAUGCACCUUCUCCACCAGGUAGUGGUGCCCUUCUGACAUUUAUGUUACGUGUGUUAUCUGGCUAUUCAGAUAUCAACGCCAAUGUCACUCGAUACCGAGAUUCCACUUUGCUCACACUUCAUAGAGUCGUUGAGACUUUCAAGUUCGCAUAUGCUCGUCGCAUGGAAAUGGAAGACGAUGAUUCCAAAGAAAUGGAGGAGCUUAUGAAAAAUUUGACAUCCCACGAAUAUGCUGAUUACAUCCGUAGCCUCAUCGACGAUACAAAAACGUAUAACAAUGUAGAUCACUACGGGAUUAAUGUCACAGUACAAGAGGAUCACGGAACUGCCCAUGUAUCGAUAGUAGCUCCCAACGGUGACGCUGUAUCAGUCACUUCUACAAUCAACUUGUACUUUGGGAGUAUGGUAAUGUCACAGUCCACAGGAAUAAUCCUUAAUGAUGAGAUGGAUGACUUCGUUUCUCCCAACAUUACCAAUUACUUCGGUGUUCCACCUGGCAACAAGAAUUUCAUCCGACCCGGGAAACGACCCAUGUCAUCCAUGACUCCAACAAUCAUCGUCGAUCCCAAUGGAGAUGUGAGACUGACUCUUGGUGCAAAUGGAGGAACGCAAAUAACCACAAGUAUUGCUCAGGUUAUUUUGAGAAACCUAUGGUUGGGAGAUAACGUUAAAAGAUCUAUAGAUGGCCCACGAUUGCAUCAUCAGCUUUUGCCUAAUUACAUUGAACACGAAAAUCUUUUUCCGGAAGAUCUUCUAGAAGACUUGAGAAAGAUGGGCCAUAAGACACAUCACUUGGGAGCUGGCAUGAUUGGAAUAGUUAUGGGUAUUACUAGAGAUAAAGAUGGCUAUCUUUAUGCUAACUCCGAUUAUAGAAAAGGUGGAGAAGUAGACGGUUAUUAGUUAAUUUUGAAUAAAUGCAGCAUAUUUCUAAGUCAAUAAAUGCCGUCCAAUGUGUAAUUGGUGCAGCUUAUAUUUGAAGAUAUCUACUGGACAAUGAAAUAAGUAAGAUAUCUGUACAGCUCCUUAUUUCUGGUCAUAGAGUACAAAAUCGAAAGGUCCAGUCGAGGCUGUACAGCAAGUAAAAACGCUGGAAACUAACACUGCUGGUUUCCUUUUCACUUUGUAGUUGCUGUUCAUCUACUUAGGAGAUGAAUUCAUCAGUAUUUGAGACUGUGAGGUUGUGCGUUGGCAAUCUUAGUGUUAUCCAUAGUGAAAUAUUUCAGACAGCUAAAAGUAUUUUAUUUAAAAAUAUAUGUGUAGUGAUUUUCACUACAAUAAAAACUAUAGCGCGCUGUAUAUUGUGAAAAUCACUUCAAAAUGAAUGUGUUAUGACGGUAUGGUUAAUAAAUUAUAUUUCCUGUUUUCGGCUUUGAGAUGGUUAUAAUUUACUUUUUAAUGAUUUAUACAAUCACAUUUGUAUUUUCUACUAGAAUUCAGAUACAAAAAUAUGAAUAAAGAUAUUCAAGUGAUGAGAAUUUGUAAAGAAAAUAUUUUCAGGUUGGCAACAAAUUAAAUUCAAUAAAGAUGGUCAUAAAGAGCA
Molecule: messenger RNA, 2726 nt
Organism: Stegodyphus dumicola
Lineage: Eukaryota; Metazoa; Arthropoda; Arachnida; Araneae; Eresidae
Product: scoloptoxin SSD14-like
Biological process (GO): glutathione catabolic process
Cellular component (GO): plasma membrane
Molecular function (GO): glutathione gamma-glutamate hydrolase
Source: RefSeq, a predicted model, not a curated record